AUGGCCAGCAACGGAGACAAAGACGCCGGCCCGGCGGGCAGGGAGAGCAUCAACACAGAGAUUGUGACCUUGACGAGACACUUGAACGAAGAGCAGACGAAACAUAGGGAAGCUACGGGAGAUUUUACAUUGCUAUGCCACGCCCUGCAAUUCUCCUUCAAGUCGAUAGCCUACUACAUCCGCCGAGCCUCCCUCAUCAACCUCAGCGGCCUGGCCGGCUCCUCCAACACCACCGGCGACGAGCAGAAGAAGCUAGACGUGAUCGGUAACGAUGUCUUCCUCGCAGCCAUGCGCUCGUCCGGCCGCGUCCGGGUUCUGGUGUCCGAGGAAGAGGAAGAGGUCGUAGUCUUCGACGAAUACCCACACGCUCGCUACGCAGUGGCCUGUGACCCCAUCGACGGCAGCAGCAACCUCGACGCUGGUGUGUCGGUCGGCACGAUUUUCGGAAUCUACAGACUGCCUGAGGGAGCAAAGGGUACGAAGGAAGACCUGCUCCUCCCCGCAACGGAGUUGGUGGCGGCUGGCUUCACCAUGUACGGUGCUUCGACACAGCUUGUGUUGACGAUGAAGGACGGGCCGGUCAACGGGUUUACCAUGGAUAACGGGCUCGGAGAGUUCAUCCUUACGCACCCGAACAUGCAGAUGCCGAAGAAGCGCGGUAUUUACAGCUGCAACGAGGGUAACAGCAAGUACUGGGAGGAGCCGGUGAAGGAGUGGUGCGAGAGCUUGAAGAGCGCUGAGAAGCCGUACAGCUCACGAUACAUUGGGUCCAUGGUUGCUGAUGCGUAUCGGACGCUGUUAUAUGGUGGUAUCUUCGCGUAUCCGGCUGACAAGAAGAGUCCGAAGGGCAAGCUGAGGAUCUUGUAUGAGUGUGGACCUAUGGCUAUGGUGUUCGAGAAUGCUGGUGGCCAAGCUGUCGACAGCAAGAUGCGCCGGAUGAUGACUGUUGUUCCUGAGCAUAUCCACGACCGCAGCGGUAUCUUCUUGGGCAGCUACGAGGAAGUGCAGAAGGUCAUUGACGUCCACAAGAAGCAUGGCAUAACUGGGUCGUAA
This is a messenger RNA of Saxophila tyrrhenica, 1053 nucleotides long. RefSeq names its product Fructose-1,6-bisphosphatase (gene FBP1). Gene Ontology annotation, biological process: fructose 6-phosphate metabolic process; sucrose biosynthetic process; gluconeogenesis. Gene Ontology annotation, molecular function: fructose 1,6-bisphosphate 1-phosphatase activity. NCBI's taxonomy places the organism in Eukaryota, Fungi, Ascomycota, Dothideomycetes, Mycosphaerellales, Extremaceae. Bases 1 to 1053 code for a protein of 350 amino acids. The transcript is spliced from 3 exons. The record is from RefSeq and is a predicted model, not a curated record. Gene Ontology annotation, cellular component: cytosol; cytoplasm.